UUACAAAGUAUCAGCCAAACUUCUGCAGCCCUGAGAACGGCUGCCUGUAUCAGGGUGUCUCAGCCACAGUGCCUCAUUACAGUGUGUGGCAGGUCCCCACAGCACAGGAACAGAGGGCCAGACCCUCUCUGUCCAGGAGCUGACACUCACUGACCAGGAGCUGACACUCACUGACCAGGAGCUCACACUCACUGACCAGCCAGGAAGAGCAGAGCGUGAGAAGCACCAGUCCAGCACCCCUUUGACCAGGCAGGGGCAGAGAGAGGCCAGCACCGGCCCAGGACUCUUGUGGCCAGGCAGGAACAGAGUGUGAGGCACCAUCCCAGGGCCCCUGUGACCAGGCAGGAGCAGAGUGUGAGGCACCAGCCCAGGGCCCUGUCACCAGUCAGGAGCAUACAGUGAGGCACCAGCCCAGGGCCCCUGUGACCAGGCAGGAGCAUACAGUGAGGCACCAGGGCCCCUGUGACCAGGCAGGAGCACACAGUGAGGCACCAGGGCCCCUGUGACCAGGCAGGAGCAUACAGUGAGGCACCAGGGCCCCUGUGACCAGGCAGGAGCACACAGUGAGGCACCAGGGCCCCUGUGACCAGGCAGGAGCACACAGUGAGGCACCAGGGCCCCUGUGACCAGGCAGGAGAAUGUACACCACUGGGCUGGCCCCAUUCUAUGCAGCUUCUCACUUCAAUCUGUGGUCUGCGUACUGCUCUGGGGGAGCUGGGGGCGCAGGAUUCCCCCCUCUGGACCCGGGUAAGAAGCCCUCAUUCUGCAUCGCUGACAUCCUGCACGUCGGGGACCCGGACAGCCCUCCAGGCUCUGCCGCUCUGACAGGCACUCAUAUGGGGAUCAUGCACCCUACACAGUACCAGCAGGCCGGCUCGCCACUGAGGCCCACCCCGGUCACCCCGGACUCCUCUGCUGCCUUCCACCACAGGCUCUCACCCCUCUCCCCCUACCAGCCCCACCGGAUCUGCAGCACGGCCAGGAUGCAGCAUGGCAGCCCCCAGCCAGCGCCCUCCAGCAAGGACCUCAAAUUUGGGAUUGAUCGGAUCCUGUCUACUGAGUUUGACCCCAAGGUGAAAGAAGGGAACACACUGAGAGAUCUGACAUCAUUAAUCAGUUCAGGCCGCCAGUCAGGGGUCCAUUUCCAGUCUGCAGCCGGCCACUUCUUCGCCUCCCUAGAGCCCCUUACCGACAAUCCCUCUAUUCUGGGGCAAUUAAACACAAACCAGAGGAACUCAGUACAGCAGCACUUUCAGGACACCUUUCCAGGCCCAUAUGCGGUGCUCACCAAGGAUACCAUGCCUCAGACCUACAAGAGGAAGCGCUCCUGGUCCCGGGCUGUGUUCUCCAACCUGCAGAGGAAAGGGCUGGAGAAGAGGUUUGAGGUGCAGAAAUAUGUCACCAAGCCCGACAGGAAGCAGCUGGCAGCCAUGCUGGGGCUCACCGAUGCCCAGGUAAAAGUCUGGUUUCAGAACCGGCGGAUGAAGUGGAGGCACUCCAAGGAGGCACAAGCCCAGAAGGACAAGGAGAAAGAAGACUCUGACAAGCCCGAAGCCCCCUGUGCUGGGGAAGGGGAGGUGGACAGAAGCAUCAGCCCCUACCGGUCAGAGGUGGACAGUGACAGCAGUGACUCUGACCUGCUGGAUAUGAUGGGCAGUGACACUGAGAGGACUGAUGCCACCACAGAGCCCCCACAGACCAGUGUCAUCCAAUCCCCCUGCACCACUGACCUCUCCACACAGCUGGCAGCCCCUUGCCCAGAGCCCUCCACCCCACACAGCCCCCCUCUACACUAGUCAGGGGGCCUGGGGCACUGAGGCACAGACUUCGCCCCCUGGCCACAGGGGGCACUAACUACAGACACACUGUGAAGGAAGAUGUGGGCAGGGCAGAUUGUCUAAUAGUGUAGGUGACUGUGUCUCACUGGGGGCACUUACUCACUGAGCCAUAAUAAAAGACAUAUUGCAAUGCAGGACAGCUGGACAGUGGACACGACACUACCCUGGUAUUACCUACCUGUCCGUGCUCAGAUUACAGCUGUGACUGCGAAUGGAAAGGCCUGAAAUAAUAGAUUCUCCAUUAAAAGCAUCAAUAUUACCAUUUAGCAUUUUACUAGAGUGCCUGGAAUUAUUACAGGUGCCUGGAAUCAUGGUAUAAUGCAACUAUAUGACCUUAGUACAUGCCACACCACUCAUCUGUCUCAUAUCUAUAUAGUGUGUGUGUGUGUGUGUGUGUGUGUGUGUGUGUGUGUGUGUAUAUAUAUAGUCAUAUCUAUCGAUAUAAGACAUUUUAUAUAUAUAUAUAUAUAUAUAUAUAUAUAUAUAUAUAUAUAUAUAUAUCUCCAUAUGUUUGGGGUCCCUGGCACUCCGGACGUACGCUGACCUUGCUCCGGUGCCCUCCCUGCAAACCAGCGCCUGUAUAUAAUUCCUUUGUAUGGGCGGCACUCAGAGACUUGCAACAAAAAUUUUA
Messenger RNA from Pseudophryne corroboree (corroboree frog), 2469 nucleotides. RefSeq names its product H2.0 like homeobox (gene HLX). Gene Ontology annotation, molecular function: DNA-binding transcription factor activity, RNA polymerase II-specific; sequence-specific DNA binding. Lineage: Eukaryota; Metazoa; Chordata; Amphibia; Anura; Myobatrachidae. The record is from RefSeq and is a predicted model, not a curated record. The transcript has 4 exons. The coding region runs from base 639 to 1796 and encodes 385 amino acids. Gene Ontology annotation, biological process: regulation of DNA-templated transcription.